UGGGAGCUCCUCCCCGCCUCUCCUCAGGGAAGGAUCCGCUUAGGAACGCCUGGCUUUUCCCGUCGAGGGAGGCUGGCUGGCUGGCUUCUGCUGAGUCACCCCCCGAGGCUUCGCGGCGUCUUCUUGGAGCGCCCGGUCCCGGUUCGGCUCCGUUCCUCUUUGGCCAGCCCGGUUCUUUUCGCGGUUUCUCCCUCCCGCCAUCUUCUAGCCACUGGGUCGCUCCAUCUCUACGCCGUUCUGGCGAACUCUGUAGGUCCGGUAGAAACUCCACAGCCUGCAGGGAGAGAGAGAGUGCAGUGGAUGUUCUCUGACAAUGGUGGAGAUUGAGGAGAAUCUCCAAGCAGCUUUUAAAAAGCUAAGAGUUGAUUCAGAAGGGUCUAGUGGUUCUCCCGUGAAUGAGGGGGCACCUACAAGAACAUUGGCAAAAACUUCAGAUGAAACCAAAGUGAAGUCUGUCUUUGCGUCCAAAGAUAGCUGGCAUUGGUGUUUGAAAAAAACGUUGAGAGGGACAAUGAGACUGCAGCGCCGCCGGCGGUCAAAGUCUCCAGUUCUCCAUCCUCCAAAGUUCAUCCACUGUACUACCAAAAUGCAGAAGAACCCAGUAGAUAUUUCUGACAGCAGUGGUGUCUUGGGUGUGACAUCUACAAAGGAAUUCUCUAAGAAUGAACAGGCUAGUCAUCCCUUCAAUGAUACUGGAGUGAAGCAAACUAGUGUCAUGCCUUCUGGGACAUCCAUGGUUGGAGUGAUGAAAAAUGCACCUGAAAAUGGCCCUGCCAAUAUUCUUCGUACAAGCAUUCUAAAGACCAAAAAUCUUUCCGAUUUCCAAACAGUGUCUGAGCAGAACAAAAGGGGUCUGUGUGCAUGUGUAGAUGAAGCCUGCCAGUGUAAGCAGUGGCAGGAUAUGAAAGUGUACAUGUUUUCUGGCCUACAAAACACUCCUCAGUCGACGCCAGAAAGAAUAGUACAUGUGCAAAACACUUCCCAAACUUUACCAUCAAGAGCUCCCUCCAGCUCUCUCAGGUCUUGCUCUGAGCAAGCGAGAGCUCAUGUUGAUGAUGUGACUAUUGAAGACCUUUCAGGGUAUAUGGAAAAUUUCCUAUACAUCCCCAAGAAAAUGUCCCACAUGGCUGAAAUGAUGUACACCUGACAGCAGUAGGCUCUGGUGAACAAACACCCUUGGUCACACUCUGUCUUGGAAGCAGUUGCUCUCUGUGCUUGUAAUAAAAGCACUUCGCAUCACACAAUGUCCUUUUAUUUUUCCUGCUCCAUCAAUUCAGAAAACUGAAAUUCAAAACACAAACUGAGGAAAGAUACGGUCUUGUAUAGAAUAUAGUUUGGAAAAAAUGUUGAGACUGGUAGGUUGCAGAAUUGCAGUUAGUCUGUAAGAGAAAUGAGAAGUGCUCUGUGUUUUGGGCCAGAUAGAUCAUCUUGCAGUGUUUUACAAUGAUAGUUUAAAAUACUCAGGUCCCAUAGAUCCUGUCAGCCAGGCCUGGAGAACCAGGACCCUUCAAAUGUUGAAUGACUGCUGCUCCCAUUAGUUAUAGUCAGUGUGGUUAGUGUUGAAAAAUAAUGAUAGCUGCAGUCCAGCAAUAACUAUAGAGCUGUAUGUUUCUCAUCCUUGCUGUGGAAUUGAAUAUUGGCUGAAAAGUCUAAUGUCUUUUUCUUUUGUUUUACUCCACCCACCCCCAGUAUUGGGUUUCUGAGGCAGUCUAAUUGUUAGGAAACAGCAUUAAUCAUCAGUCUAAUAAUGGAAGAAUAUCUGUAUUUAUUCCUUCUAUGCAAUGCAUUGAGUACAUCAUGAAGGGAAUUAUAGAAAUAUACAGGAGAAUGAAUCCUUUAUAAUAAUGAAAUCUAAAUUUGGAUUUCUAGGAGAUAAUGAAGUUUAGUCAUUUUAUGUGGCCACUAGAUGUCAGUAUUGCGCCACAUCCUGUGAUGAAUGUAAUCUCAAGUAGAGAUGUGUGAGGAAUUUCACCUGUUGCAUAUGGUCUGGGGAUUUUUCCAGUCUUUAGCAUCCAGAACUCUGAAAAAUGCAUCCAAUAAAAUGCACGUAUUUUAAAAACAUCAAAGUAUACAAACAGCAUUAGAAAAUGUGGAUGCAUGGAAACAUUAGGUACAAUUUGAAAGAAAUAUGUGCAUUUUAAAGAAUACUAAACGAAAAUGAGGUUUUGUUUAAAAAAAACCACACACAGAGUAGACUAGACCAGGAAGUGGGGAGAGGAGGACUUGACAGAUGUGCACUUUCUAAACCUUGGUCAGUUUUUGUGCAGUGUUCAAACUGUUUGCACCUCAUCUCAAAUUUUUCAGGUGUUGGCGAGAAAGCUCCUUUGUGUGUACAGCCAAAAGAGCAAUACUGUAUAUAUUGAAAAUGUUAGCAUUUUCUACAAGAUACGUGGUGUAAAGUUUAAAUCAAAUGUUAUAAGCUCUUCUGUAAAGGCAACUGUUGUGCUGGGAGAUUUGGCCUAAUAAACUGUGCUACUUCAAAGCAGUA
Messenger RNA from Pogona vitticeps (central bearded dragon), 2488 nucleotides. The record is from RefSeq and is a predicted model, not a curated record. NCBI's taxonomy places the organism in Eukaryota, Metazoa, Chordata, Lepidosauria, Squamata, Agamidae.